Lottia gigantea (owl limpet) is the source of this 159-nucleotide messenger RNA. RefSeq lists its product as hypothetical. The annotation marks the transcript as partial. NCBI's taxonomy places the organism in Eukaryota, Metazoa, Mollusca, Gastropoda, Lottiidae. The transcript has a single exon. The record is from RefSeq and is a predicted model, not a curated record.
GGACCGAAAUGUAAACUGUUAAGUGAAGGGGACAUUCAAGUGUGUCGUUUAAAUCACACUCGAACUAUUGUGAGUAAAAUUAUGAACUCCAAAUAUUUACGGAGAUGGGAAAGUCAUCACAUUAUAUUGGAUCAUAAUGUCAUUCGUUCACAAACGGUU